AUGCUCACUACCUCCGUGAUCACGCUCGCAUUCGCUGCUACAGGCCUCGCCCAGGUUUCUGUACCCGCAGGCUACAACAAAGUCUACCUCCAGACCAUGGUCGACACCAAGUUCGUUGUACAGGCAAAGGCAAUGACAACCGGUAGCACUAUUGUUGUCAACACUGUUAACAACAAGGCCGACCAGCACUGGCUACUCACUUCCAACUCCUCCAAGAUCUACCUCGCGAACAGCGACCCACCAACGUUGUGCCUCGAUGCCGGCCCGAAGACCGCUUGGAAAGACAUGGCCACUGUCUACGUAAACACAUGUGCCGACACCGCGCCUGGCCAGAACUGGACCGUCAUGGCUGACGGCCGCAUCGCUGUUACCGGGUCGAGCCCUGCUGAAUGUCUCGAUUUGCAGUACAUGCGCGCGACCGCGAAUAAUCCCGUGGGAUUGUAUGCGUGUGCUGGGCUGAACAACUCCGGUGCGAAGGACAAGGGGAUUAACUGGCCGCAGAAGAACGUUACUACGAUGCCUUGA
This is a messenger RNA of Didymosphaeria variabile, 525 nucleotides long. RefSeq lists its product as uncharacterized. The record is from RefSeq and is a predicted model, not a curated record. Bases 1 to 525 code for a protein of 174 amino acids. Lineage: Eukaryota; Fungi; Ascomycota; Dothideomycetes; Pleosporales; Didymosphaeriaceae. The transcript is spliced from 3 exons.